Penaeus indicus is the source of this 4529-nucleotide messenger RNA. Its product is annotated as ecto-NOX disulfide-thiol exchanger 2-like. Bases 324 to 2978 code for a protein of 884 amino acids. Gene Ontology annotation, biological process: ultradian rhythm. NCBI's taxonomy places the organism in Eukaryota, Metazoa, Arthropoda, Malacostraca, Decapoda, Penaeidae. The record is from RefSeq and is a predicted model, not a curated record. Gene Ontology annotation, cellular component: external side of plasma membrane; plasma membrane. The transcript has 17 exons. Gene Ontology annotation, molecular function: oxidoreductase activity; RNA binding.
CCACAAGGUCACUGGGAGGGGAGAGAGGAAGGCUGGCUGGUCUGCCUGUCACCACAUUCAUUACACUUCCCAUUACAGUCUCUAUCAGUAGGCUCAACAUGCAUUAGAAAGAAGAGUUCCAGAUGGCCCUCCUAGCGAAAGUCUUGGGAGUGCCUCAGUGAUAGUGACAUUGACUGUGCGUAUUGUGACUGAACACAAGUUUUCUUAUCAGCAAGAAUAGGAAUGGACUUGGUUUCUGACCUGUCUGUUUGUCUUUGUUAUUGGUGAUCCUUCAGUGCUUGGAAAUUGCAUGAUUUUGUUGGAGAAACAAGAUAAAUUUAAUUAUGGAUAGUGACUUGUUCAGAGAUACUUUGUCCGUAAUGGAAAGCACAAGUCAGACUAUUGGCUAUCGUGUGCGCCUGCGAAUGCAACACAUUCUUAAGGAUGUAGCUCAAUUGGCAUAUGAAAGGCCUCAAUUUUUUGCUGAUGUUCCACCUCCUUCUGUGUAUGUCGGAAAAGAUGGGCCUCCACCAAUGCCACCCAUGCCCCCAGGUCCUCCUCCUGGCACCACGAUGGCUAGUCCAGCUCCGUCUACAAGCCAGGGGCCGCCCAACAUGUCUAUGGGGGGGAUGAUGGCCCCUCCACCCCCACCAGGCCCCACUGGCCCCCCAGGUCCCCCUCCACCUCCACCAGCUGGGCCUGUGAUGCCAGCUGACUAUCCUAAUGGAGGUAUGAUGGGUCCAGGUCCAAUGGGCAUGGGUCCUGGAAUGGGUCCGGGUAUUGGCCCUGGGAUGAUGGGGCCUAUGCAGAUUGCCGUAAACCCUGCAACCAACGACGCGCCACUGGAGUUCAACACUAACAAGAACAAACCACCAAUGCCUGUGGCUGCAAAUAAUGGAGAAAUGGUGGAUGGGAUAAUGCCAGAGCCUGUCAUCGUGGAAGAGAGAAGAGAGCGCGACCGGGAGAGAGAUCGAGACCGAGAGCGUGAUCAUGGGAGAGAUAGAGAUCGUGACAGAGAGCGCUCGCGAGGCAGAGACAGGGACAGAGACAGGGAUCGUGACCGUGAGCGAGACAGAGAUCGUGAUAGAGACCGUGACCGUGACCGUGAAAGGCAAGACCGAGAUAGAGACAGAGACCGUGGACGAGAUAGACCACGGAAAGACAGUGGUGGCAGUAGCCGUAGUGGGGGCGACAACAUGUCUGUUGGCAGUGGCAAUGGGCAGGUCCAACCACUGGAUGGAAAUAAUCAAUCAGGCUCUGGCUUUGGGCCAAUGGGUCCAGGUCCUGGCCCUUGGGGUCCAAUGUGGGGCCCUGCUGGAGGACCAAUGGGACCAAUGGGCCCUAUGGGUCCAAUGGGGGGACCAAUGGGGCCAAUGAGUGGCCCAAUGGGACCCAUGGGACCAAUGGGCCCCAUGGGUCCAAUGGGACCUCCGGGAGAAGGUCCUCCAAUGAGUGGAGAUUUUCGAAUAACUUGGGGCAUGUUUGGAUGGAUGAUGUCUCCAGAAGGCUUGACAGUGCCCAUCAAAAACCCUCUGCACUGCAAGACGUGUGUCUUAGUCCCCCCAAAUCGCCUGGCUCCCCCACCCACUACAAGGGAGAGACCACUCGGCUGCAGGACAAUCUUCGUAGGAGGCCUUCCAGAGAAUGUCACAGAGGAAAUCGUGCGGGACGUUUUUGAACGUUGCGGAGAGAUAACCACAAUCCGCCUGAGCAAGAAAAAUUUCUGCCACAUCAGAUACGAACUUGAAGAGUUUGUGGACAAUGCCAUCUUCUUGUCAGGUUAUCGCAUGCGAAUCAACAACAGCACUGAAGCAGCUAACACAGGACGACUGCAUGUGGAUUACGCACAAGCUAGAGAUGAUCAGUACGAAUGGGAAUGCCGACAGAGACAGUUACAGAGAGAACAGCGACACCGAGAAAGAAUUGAAGCUGAAAGAUUGCGGCCUCCGUCUCCGCCCCCUGUGGUACAUUAUUCCGACCAUGAAGCGACAAUCAUUGCUGAGCAGCUCAAGGGUGAUGACACAUUUUCCAAAGCAGUACAGAUUGUUAUCACAUGGCUAGAGAGAGGAGAUUGUAGCAAGCGAAAUGCUGGAACUUUCUACAGUAUGAUCCAGUCAACAAACUCCCACGUACGAAGACUGAUGACUGAGAAGAGCCAGUAUGAAGAGGAAUUGGCCAAAUUUCGCGAACAAACACGGGCACGCAUGCAAGGUGUAAUCAUGCAAUUCGGUCAGAUCGAGCGUGUCUUCAUGUCAGCCGGUCACCAGAAGGUCUGGGACCACUUCACCAAGGCCCAGAGACGCAACAUUGAGAUGUGGAAGAAGCAGGCAGAGGAGAUCAAAGAAAUCCAACUGCAUGAGUCUGACAAGGAGGAUGCAGAGGAAAUGGAUGUUUCUGAUGAGGAGGACGGCUCACAACCUCCAAGGAAGAAGGCGCGGCAGAACGAAUAUCUUAAGGAAGAGAAUGAUAGCCUACGGUGUCAGAUGGAAGCCUACAAGAAUGAGGUUGACCUAAUAAAAGCUGAUCUGAAGGCGGAGGUAGCUAUGAGAGAUGACCAGAUAGAAGCUCUCAAGAAGACCCUGCAGGGCAUGCAGCAGACACUUUCGGAGAAUGCAAUUCGUAAGCGACAGGAUGAUGCGAAAUUAGCUGAAUUAAGAGCCAAACUAAAGAAAGCACGAGAACAAGCUGGAACAAGCGCAGAAGGAGAAGAAGACAACAAGGACGAAGUAGAAGACUUGUCAUCAAUAGCCAGUGCUCCUGUGACUGACAAAGCUGCUCGUCUCAUUGGUCUGACUUCGACGUUCCUUCACAUACAUCCUAAAGGAGCUAGUGUUGACUAUAUCUGGUCAUUUAUUCAACAAUUUGAUAAGGAAAUCCGUCCAUCUGACAUAGAAACAAUGUUAAACCAGUACCCAACAGUCUUCAAGCAAAUCACAACUGGGGUCGGUGCUUGUCUGGAACGCAAGUGGAUCUUCACCGGCUUCGAAUGCUCCAUGUGAAGCUUUUUCUUUUUUUCUUCUCCUUGUUUUCAUGACUAUAAAUCUUCUUUCAAAGAAUUUAUUUGAAAAUAUUUUUUUAACUUUUUUAUAAUUAUGAUUUUGUUAUGUCUGCCCUUUUUUUCUCUGUCUCAGUUUUAUGCAUUUUUUGUGUAAUUUAGUAUUGUUUUUGUAAUGUUUAACUAUUGAGAUUUUAAUUAGCCAGAAUAAUACAUCCAUUAUAUCAUAGGACCAAUUAUUUUUGCUAUAUCUUAUGAUUUCUUUCACAUUGUGUCUGUUAACCCAUUUGCUGGAACAUUUCAUUUUUAUCAUGUGAUUUUUCUCUUUCUGAAAUAUGUUCCAAGAGUUUUUGUAUGUUAUGAAGGAUUAAAGGGCAAGGAGGUUUUUAGUGGAUAAUCAUUUUGUCCAUUUUUCUUCUACUUUGAGUUUUGUGAGAAGAAAACAUUGAAGGUGAUGCUAGUUAUCUGUUGAUGCUGUUUUUUUUUUUUUUUUUUUUUUUUUUUUUUUUUUUUUUUUUUUUCUUUUUUUUUUUUCCAUUUGAAACUUUGUGAUCUUAAAGGUUGCUUUCAUGUAGGGGAUAAGGGGGUGGGUAUGUUAAUGGAAUAACCAAUAAAAUGUGCCAAGCAUAUUUGCCCCUGGCAGCAAGUGGGUUAAGAGAGAGUAAUUUCCUAGUCUAAUGUUAUAUUUGAUAUAUGAUAAAGAGGCCUGCUUAAUUUAUCAUAUGUUUGAUUAAUUAACAAGGGUCAGGUAUAUAAUACAGUAAGACUUUUUUGUUGUCAUGCCAUAAACCCUAAUUCUGCUUCUGUUGAUAAUUGUGAUACAGAAAACUGAGGAGAUGGUUUUAGCUGGAGAUUUGAACAAGUAUAGUAUAUAAUCAGAAGGAUUUAGGGAAAAAAACAGUUGUAUUAUGAAGUAAAGAUUCCACUCCACUGUAGUAUCAAAUCUCACUGGUGUAUUCAGAGUAUGAAAUAGUUUCACUGAAAGACUGGCACUACAAAGAGGUUUUACUGUAACACUGAAAUUAUUGUAUGAUGUACAGUUAAUUGUUAUAGAUUUUUAUUAAGAAACUUUUAUAUAUAGUCUCUUUCUAGUGGCACAGAUUUCAAGCCAAACCACUAUAUGGGCUGAAAAUUAAAGUGGUCCACUCUUGGGAUGGAUUAAAGACUUCUCAUUAGCUGUAUGCCUUUAGCAUUUCAAUGUUAUUUGUUUCACACAGUAGCAUUAUCAAUAAUGUCUAAGAUUCACUCAUAAUUGACUGAUUAAUAGCACAGUCUGUUGCCAUCAGAGUUCAUUUAAUGCUGCAUUAUCUUUAAAAGCUCUCUUACAAAUAGUGAAUAUUUGGAAAUCACUUUUUUAUUAUUAUUAAUAUUCUGUAUUUUUUCCCAAUAAUUCUGUUAUUGACUGAAAUUCUUGUAAAUGGGUUGUAAUAUAUGUUAUAUAUAUUUUAUUUGUUAAGUGCAGGGUUUAUUGAUGUAUCUUGCAUUUCUCUGUCAAACCUAAAAUUUUUGUAGUAAAACAUUUUUCUCUGGACUGGAAAAAAAAGAACUACAGCAA